AGGCAUGCACAAAGAAGGUUGCCAAAGGGCAGUGUGUCGUGGAAAAACGCCUACACCUCUAAAUAAAGGGCAAGAACCGAUUCCACGCAGACUCAUGAUCAUGGUAGCACCAUUUCUUCUUCUAUUCCUUAUUAGCUCACAAACUCACAGUCAAAAACUUACAACGGAGGAGAACGAGCUCAACAACAAAAGGUGCGGCGUUCAUUUCCUAGGACAGCCAAUCCAAUCAAACCGUUUGGUCAAAAAGUCUUAUGGAGGUCGAGAAUUCGAAGAAAAUGAAUACCCUUGGACUGCUGUGAUAUUAAGACAUGGACAACCAACGUGCAGUGGUGUUCAGAUAUCUCCACGACAUAUUUUAACAGCUGCUCACUGUGUGUUGGUCUAUGACGAUUUGGAACAAAGAGUGUUAUGUGCUAUGAACUUGUCCUACAGCGUUGUCCCCGUGCUUAGCAUGCCAGAAGAUAUGUCAGUUUUCAUCGGAGGUGGGAAAGUCUACUGUGGCGGAGUUUUUUGUCAGUACAAUAAGACAUUGUACAAAGUGAAGAAGAUUACCUCGAAAGAAAUGAAUGUUUGCAGUUUUAAAGAUGAUUUGGCACUUAUUGAACUCAGCCAAAAUAUCUCAGAAUAUGACUCGACACCGAUUUGUAUGCCCGAUGAUUAUACGGAGUUGAAUCCUGUCCUAUAUGCAAGCGGCUUCGGAUUAGAUCCUUCAAGCCCUAUCACUUUCGACAACCCAAGCGGCGAUCAAGCACAUGGACAGCAAGUUGUGGCACUUCGUUACGACGCAGUCGAUCAGUCACUUCACCUGAUUCGAACUAAGACUUUUGCAAAAACAAUAUACCCAGGAGAUAGUGGAGGUCCACUGUUUCAAGUGGACCAAGAGGGACAUCAACUAAAACAUGAUAAACUAUUUCAAUGCCGUCAAACCGAAUUUGGAUUGGAUUUGCAAAUAUUCAGGUGUGUGCCCAGUGGAAGAAGAAUUUGGACUCCCGAAUUAGCUAAGGAAUUAUCCACAAGCAAUUGCGACUUUAUAGAGCAAAAAUCAACAACAACCAGUCGCUUCAGAAGCUGCCACGGAAGGAAAGUGUAGUGCUACCGUAUCCUAGUCUAUGUUAUCAGAUUACAGAAUCAUGUUAGAUGCUUUUACGAUUUUCUACCAGAGUCAACGCACACAUCAGUACAAAUCUCCUUACACAAGUUUCAAUAAGUGCCUUUGAUACAUGUAGUUCAAACACAGUACGGAUGAAAACUAGCGAAGCAUGAACUAGUCGUACCUUGUGCGAUUUGUAUGUAUAACUUUCUAUAGAGCGUACAUUGCCAAUUUUUGUAUCGUUC
Molecule: messenger RNA, 1335 nt
Organism: Cylicocyclus nassatus
Lineage: Eukaryota; Metazoa; Nematoda; Chromadorea; Rhabditida; Strongylidae
Source: the annotation of a GenBank genome assembly